Messenger RNA from Oreochromis aureus, 1904 nucleotides. It is a transcript of the gene sptlc1, whose product is annotated as serine palmitoyltransferase, long chain base subunit 1. The transcript is spliced from 15 exons. Gene Ontology annotation, biological process: sphingosine biosynthetic process; ceramide biosynthetic process. Lineage: Eukaryota; Metazoa; Chordata; Actinopteri; Cichliformes; Cichlidae. Gene Ontology annotation, cellular component: endoplasmic reticulum. The record is from RefSeq and is a predicted model, not a curated record. The coding region runs from base 71 to 1492 and encodes 473 amino acids. Gene Ontology annotation, molecular function: pyridoxal phosphate binding; serine C-palmitoyltransferase activity.
GACAGUAGCAGUGGUGGGUGACGUAAUAGGGGUGUGGCAUGAUUGCGAGUGACGUUUCAGGAAGUCAAACAUGGCGACCGGACAGCAAUGGGUGUUGGUGGAAAUGGUCCAGGCGUUUUAUGAGGCCCCUGCUUACCACCUUAUUUUGGAGGGAAUCCUCAUACUGUGGAUAAUUAGGCUUCUAUUCUCUAAGACCUACAAACUUCAUGAGACGUAUAAAUUGACAGAGAAGGAAAAGGAGGACCUGAUUGAGGAAUGGCAGCCAGAGGCACUAGUUCCUCCCGUUUCCAAAGACUAUCCCACCCUCAACUAUGAUGUUGUCACAGGACCUCCCAGCCACAAAAUCACAAUCAAUGGAAAAGACUGCAUUAACUUUGCAUCGUUCAACUUCCUGGGUCUCCUUGACAAUGAGCGUGUUAAGCAAAAGGCUUUGGCAUCACUGAAGAAAUAUGGUGUGGGCACUUGUGGUCCAAGAGGCUUCUAUGGGACCUUUGAUGUUCACCUGGAGCUGGAAAGUCGUCUCUCCAAAUUCAUGAAAACUGAAGAGGCCAUUAUUUAUUCAUAUGGCUUUGCGACUAUUGCUAGUGCAAUACCUGCCUACUCCAAGAGGGGUGACAUCAUCUUUGUAGAUGAAGCAGCCUGUUUCGCUAUACAAAAAGGUCUUCAGGCAUCCCGCAGCUUAAUCAAGUACUUCAAACACAAUGACAUGGAGGACUUGGAGAGGUUGCUUAAGGAGCAGGAGCUAGAGGACCUGAAGAAUCCUCGCAAAGCUCGAGUGACCCGGAAGUUCAUUGUAGUGGAGGGGCUCUACAUCAACACUGCAGAUAUCUGUCCUCUGCCUGAACUGGUAAAACUCAAGUACAAAUACAAGGUGCGGAUCUUUCUUGAGGAGAGCAUGUCAUUUGGUGUUUUGGGAGACCAUGGCCGAGGAGUCACAGAACACUUUGGGGUCAAUAUAGAUGACAUUGACCUGAUAAGUGCUAACAUGGAAAAUGCUCUGGCUUCCAUCGGAGGUUUCUGCUGCGGCCGCUCCUUUGUCAUCGACCACCAGCGUCUCUCAGGCCAGGGCUACUGUUUCUCUGCCUCUUUGCCUCCCAUGCUGGCUGCUGCUGCUAUUGAGGCUCUCAACAUCAUGGAGGAGGACCCAGAUGUUUUUAGAGUCCUCAGAGAAAAGUGCAAACAUGUCUACAACGCUUUACAAGGAACACCAGGUCUAAAGUUAGUUGGAGUUCCAGUGGCCCCAGCUCUUCACUUGGAGCUAGAGAGAAGUUCUGGCUCCAGGGAAUCUGACAUGAAGCAGCUUCGUUCCGUUGUAGAUUAUUGUAUGGAAAGACAUGUGGCUCUGACCCUAGCUCGGUACCUGGAAAAAGAGGAGCGCUUUCUUCCACCUCCCAGUAUCAGAGUGGUGGUCACCGUUGAACAAACAGAGGAAGACAUCCAGAAGGCUGUGGCUUGUAUCAGAGAGGCAGCUUCAGCGCUCCUCAUAAGUUAGCAGACAUCACUGGAGCUUUAACAGAAGUCUACACCACUGGUUGGGUGGAACAACAGUUUGAUCCGCAAGAUGCGGACCGACUCGUGAGAUCUCUACUAAUGAAUGAAUGUCAAUGAUUCCUUUUUUUCCUUGUUGAUAUUAUAUGUAUGUUAUAUGUUCUACAUGUUGAAAGUUAGUGUGGGCCUUUCUGCUCUGAAUAAAAAUGCCCCCAAACACUAAUAGAGAACAUUUUCAUUUAGAACUUAACUUGAUUUCCACAAAACAAAUGCUUUUUUAUUUACUGACCAAAAAAGCCUUUUUGAUUGAUUUGUGUCUGCAGUCUACUCCUACUUGAACUGUGCACAGUUGUUCCACUUUUGUAACAAAUAAAUACAGAUUUUUACACCUUGGAUCAUUUUCAGGUGAAUUGAAA